UUAAGUCAUUUUAUUGAUAUUUAUUAUUAUCAACACUAACUUCCUGGUUAAAGAAAAGAAUACUUACAGGUAGUCAAAAAGAAACAACACAUAUGCCAAGGGAAUCCAGUCUGAAUAAUAUUGUCCUAAUUAACUUACAUUCUUAGACAACAGAAAGAUAUUUCAGUUUUGCUUUCCUAAAGAAUGGAUAACCUAGGUGAAAUCAAUUUUUGUAUCAUUGAUUUUCACUUUGAGAACUUGAGUUGGUACAUAAGCUGUCAAUGAAAAGAGGUGUGAUGUGAGGAAAUGGACAGAUUUUUGUUUGGUUCUGAUAGUUUUGUUCUGUAGAAUUUUGAGUACACAAGACGGUUGUUCAGGCCAGUAGAAAAUUUAAAUAAAUGGGGAAGCAGGAUGCAAAAUAAUGCAGAGUAAAAAACAAACAAAUCAUGAGAUUUUCACUAACAGAACUGAAGAAGAGAUCACAUAUAUCUCUCUCAUUUACCUCAAAACAGUGAGAAACCCAUUGAACACAAAGAAUGACUAAAGAUGGGAAUGAAAAGAAAUCUUCAUCAAAAAAAAAUCAUAAAAAAAAAAAACAACUAAGGAGAAAUGAGUGCCCAAAACACUUGAAUUAACUAAGUUAAGAGUUACUAUGACAUAAACAGUGUGAGAACUCCAGAAGAGAUUAAUUCUAUAGAAAGAAUAGCUAAAACCCCAGAAAAAAAAAAUGGAAUGGUUGGUUAUAAGAACUUCUAGAGGGGGUUGAAAAAAAAAGCUAAAGCAAUUUCCUUUUUAAAGGAAUUGAAAGAUGGCAUGGGAAAUUUGAUGAAAACUACUACAAGUUUUAUUCAUUUAGAGGAUAUUCUGAAAAACAACAUGGGAAAGGAAGAGCUGAAAAUUCUACUGCUAAAUGACAAAUUAGAGCGAAGUCAAAAGAUAACAAAAUUGGAAAAACAACAGAGAACUAGAUAGCUGAUCUUGAAGACAGAGCUUGAUGACAAUCUACAGAGCAUUUAUCUUCCAGAAAAGCAAUAUUUAAAAAAGGACUGAAGAUUAUAUUUCAGGGAAUCAUAAAAUUCACUCCAAAGUAUUUGAACCAGAGGGCAGAGAUCAAUGAACUGCACAGGAUACUUUGCAAAGAGAAAUAUCCUCGGAAAUAGAAUUUCUGACAUUCAGAGCUUGUAGGAAUAGACUAUCUCUUAGUGACUAGGAGAGCUCUCAUACCAGGUACCCAUUAUGAAUCAUUCAGGAUUAUUUAUAAGCAGUAACAAGUGAAGAGUAAAUCUGGGGCACGAUCUACCAAAAACCAAAUGAUGUCCAAAUAUGAGCAUAAUCACUGGGGAGAACCAAACUUGGAUUAUCAUAAUGACCAAUCUGAGUCCCAGGGAACUAAAUAAUGAAACCCUCCUCCAUCUUGGUUAUGAGAAGGACAUCUAACAGAAUCAGUGACUUCAAGGCAUUCUUUUUGUACUUUAUUGGCUGAGUUGGACAGGAACUUUUGAAUGCGAAUGAAGUAUUAAAAUAAAAAAAAAAUCGAAGAAAGUAAAUGUCUUUUGAGCUUGAAAGAACUAGAAGGUGUCUAGUGAAGGUAGCCUUAUAUUGUCAUGUUUUCCUUGGAAAUCUAAAGAGCAGAGUUCAGGUAUUGAGUAUUCAAAUAGAUUGCUAUUGUUUGUCCUUUGUUCUCAAAGUGGAUCAGUGACUCCAGGAGGAUGACUUGACUUGGAAGUGAAUUGCACUUAAGUGAGACUGGGCUGUGCAGAGUCUAUGGACUCACUCUCUCCUCUAGCUCUGAGUCCAGUGGCAAGACUGGAUAAUUAGAAAUAAUCCCAGUUGCAGUGGGAGACCUUGGCCUUUUUAAGUACCCUAGAACAACUUAUCUUUCUCUAGUGUAUCCUUAAGGUGAGGUGCUCUCUGUCUGCUGCAGCUGCUUUGGGGAGACUUAAACAUCUUUGCAUGAGACAUUAAGAGUUAAGUGUUUGAAAGGAAGAGAUACAAUUUCUAGGGGAUGUUUCUGCUGGGUUUCCUACCUCUAUCAAAGACAAAGGCUCCAAUGCAUAACACCGCAUUUAGGAGAAAGGGGAUGCUAGUGAGUGAAAGUUGGGGGGGGGGGUAACUAAGGCAAAGCCUGUUUAAAAAAAAAAAAAAAGAGAUAGACCAAAAAACUUCCAGGUUUUUAGACCAGAAGUGUUGCAAGCCAAGCAUGAAUUAUUGUAAUAACCAAUUUUAGUCUCAGGGAAAUAAAUGAUGUCACCUGCCUUCCUCCUCUUGGUAGAGAAAUAAGGGACUUCAUACUAUAUAGUAUUAUAUAGAUUGUCAGAUUUGGCGACUCUAGGGAUUGGUUUCUCUUAACUAGUAUUUUUUGUUAAGGGCUUGUUGGAGAAGACAUAUGAUGAAACUGAUGUAAAUACAAAAAGACAUGAAUACAAUGUACUUAAGAAAAACUGGAGUGCCACAGAUGAAUUAAGCAUAGUGUUACUUGUUUGGAGGAGAGCAGGAUCUAAACCACAUCUAGUCUAGGUUGGGCAAGGCUACGUUAUAUCACUAAACAUACUGCAGUGAUAAGGACAAAGAAGGAGUAGAGCACUGUAAUGUAACAUUUGCUGGAGGGAAUAAUGAGCAUUAAACUAAAAAUUAAUGUUAACAGAAUGAAUUCUUUCAUAAUAAUAAAAUGAUGGCAGAAUAGGUUAGAAAGUAACAAUUUGGAAUAUAUAAGAAACAUUGUUCAAAGUAUUGAUAAAAACUUAAAAUGAGUUGUACUAGAAUUUAUUAUACUUCAGUCCAAGAAAAGCAGUUAUAGUAGCCAUAACAUAGAUAAAAGGAAACUAUAUUAUUCUCAAAGGCGGCAUAGAUAAUGAAAUUCAUUAAUUAUGCUGCCAGUUAUCACUGUAUCCAAGUAUCUAAAGAAAAAAUGAACUGAAUUGCAGAGACUUUUAAAUAGGCAAUAGUUGUAGGUUAAGAGUUUUAGAUAAACCUAAUAGAUUUAAAAGUACAUAUUUGAACAAAAUAUUAGAAACAUGAGAUAUAAUAGAAUUUUAUUGUUAUAAAAGGAGAAUUUUAAGAAAUAUGCCUAUUUCAACCUUAAAUGGUUACUUUCAGGCAUGAAAGAUUUAUGAAUAAAUGGCUAAAAUAUAAAAAGCAUCCUUCUAGAACCCAUAUGAUUAUGUAUUCUAUGACACAGGGAGAUAUGAAUGAAGGCCCAGGUUUCAGUGGCAUUUAAGUAGUAUUAUUCUAAAACUGACAGGUCAAAGAACAAACUUUAGAAACAGACUAAUGGAAACAGCAAAGAUGAAUUUAUGUGUUGCCACUAAUAUAGUCCUUAGAAGAAAAUAUUUUACUCUUACUGUAUUCAAAAAGUUGGAGGUGGGAUUUGAAUAUUCAGCUGGAAAAAUAAAAAGUCCCAGCUAAGCAUAAAAGUAAUAUUUAGUUGAUAAAGUUGUUUUUAAAAGACUAAUACAAUUAACAGACCAUUAACUAAUUUGCUCCAAAAAUAAAUAAAUAAAUGAAAGGAGAAAACCAAAUUAUUGAUAAAAACUGAAAAAUUCACAGUGAAUGGAGUGGGAAUAAAGUAAAUUAUCAAAGCCAACUAGUUGUAUUUCAAAAAAAGAGCACUAAAUAGAUAGGAAGCUGGCCUUAGAGAUUAUAGCUGUGGUCAAAUCUGAUUUCUAAUGUAAUGUCUUGUUAGCAUUUCAAAUGACCACAAAUUGUACUGAGAGGGAUGUGUUUACCUCAUUUUCCCUAGAAUGGCACAGUAACAGAACCAGAGUAUAAUUUUUCAGGAAAAAAAAAACCAAAAUAAGUGAAAUGACUGAAUUAGUCUUAAAAUUGCUAAUUUUUCAUAUUUAUAAAAACGGUUUAAAAAAGAUUGUGAUUAACUGGAUCUCAGAAACAGAAACUGUGAAAGUCAUAAAAAACUCCCAGAGAGGAAGAAUCAAACCAACAACCAAUCAACCUCCCGGUCUUUGUGGAUUUACUUUUUACUAGAUAACUUUUGUCUCAUAUCUACAAAACCGAAUCUUAUUUACAUAAAAUGGCAGAGAAAAAAGCUCUUCAUCAUUCUCACCAUGAUGCCCUGGUACAGAUCCAGUCAUCUCCAGUUGGCCAUAAGUUGGGAUAGCAAUGGAAGUUUUUUGAAAGCAAAGACAGUUGUGUGUUUGUCUUUGUAACCCAGGGCCUACAAUAUUGUCCACAGCAGAUAAUUUAUUAAUGACUAUUUAUUGAAGAAAAGCUUUAUGUAUUGGGCAACACAAUUUAAAAGCUAUUCCUAAGGACAUUUGACUUUUUCAUGUACUUAAAGAUGACAAUGGUGUGUCCCCUUUUUGUGUUCUUUGCUCCACUGGCCUGUUAUCCUCCCUACUUUGGGUUCUUUCUCAUCAGGUCUUGUUUCUACAUUUCUAACCUUCUCUAAUUCCUGGAGCAGCAAGUGCUUUGUCAUUAUCCAAUAGCUAAGCUACCCUGAGACCGGUGCCUUUGUAAUUGAUUUUUCCCUUUUUUAAACCUCAUGUUGAUCUUGCAAUUAGUCAAAUUCACCAAAUAUCUUACCGCACAUUGAGGUUUAACUAAAAUUGUCAGACCUUCUUUCUCAUGUAUUUAGUUACUAAACCACUUCUCCCCCAUCUGGUACUUAUACAAAUGCUUUCUUACAACUGCCUUUGGUUUAUACAUGUUAAUAUUAUCUCUUUCUCAUCUAUGAACCAUUCCUGUCUAAAAUAAUCUUUGAAAUCUUGCUGUGAUUGUUGUUAUUCAGUGUAUUGGAUAACCAGCUUGCCUUGUGUCAUUUGCAAAUGUCAAAGAAAUGUCUUCUUUUAAGUCAUUAUUAAUUGUCAAAUAGGACAAAGACAAGUCCAUGCAUUGCUGGAGACCUCAAUCAAGUUUGCUAUCAACCCAUUAAUCAAACUCUUUGAGCAUUAUAGCUUAAACAGUUAAAUAAACUGUUUUAGAGUACUAUAUCCAAACCACUUUCUACCUUCAUCUGCCAAAAGUACAUGAAAGAUUUUUUCAAAUAUGACUCCAUAGGCUGCAUAUGUUAUAACUACUUUAUUCUCAUAUAGUAGGCUAAUUUAUUAGAGACAAAGAGCUACAUGUAACAUGCUUUAUUUGUAUUGCUUCUUUUCAGUUAUUCAUGGGCCAUCUGUUUUGUAACCUAUUUUUAGAAAUUUAUCCAUCAUCAUUACUGAAACUUGUUAUUGGUAGUAUUCAGAAUUUUCUCUUUCCAAAUAAUGACAUGUCUUUUUAGUGUUUAUGGUCCUUUGGUUCUUAUGGUUCUUAACUUUUAAUUUCUUAAAGCUUAAUUAUCAGUCACCAGUCUUCUUAGUUUAGUGGUUCAUAAAACUUUUAGCUUGGAUAUUUGAAUUUAAUUUUUCUCUCAAUAUGAUGUCUGAAAACUUUGUUUUUAAAAAUUAUUUAACCACACUGAGCCUGUUUCCUCAUAUAUGUAACCUGUCCUACUUGGAUCUGAGGUUUGUUGUUAUGGUCCAAUAUUAUAAUACAUACAAAAGUUAUUUGAAAAGUAAAUAACUACAAAUGGAGGCCAAUGUCAGAUCUGAAGAUUAUGCUUGAUUAAGGAAACAGAAAGUGAGACAAAGUAUAAAACAAUUUACUUUCUGCCAGUAAGGGGGAAAGGAUAUAUUUAUAUUUUUUAUUUCCUUCAGAUUGGAAGACUAGGCCUGAAACCAAUGCGUCUCUUCCAAAGAUGGCCAUUUCUAUGGAUCAAUCAUCACAGGAGAGACACACAUGCAACUGGGACUUCAGAUUGGGAGAAGGCAUGGAAUAUGAUGAUAAGUUAGAAAUGAAGCUGAGAAAUCAGGAAAGUCAUUUAGGACAAUUGAAAGUUACCUCUCAGAAAACACUUCCUGAAGGACAAAAUGAUGAAUGUCAUACAUUUGAAAGAAGCUUUAAUUUGGAGUCAUUAAUUGCUCUACAACAGAAGGACCCCAUCGGAAAAAGUCAACAUGAAUGUGAUACAGAUGGAAAGGACUUCAGGCAAUAUUCAAACCCAGUUAAGCAUACAGAAAUCAACUCAGGGAAUACAUUUUCUAAUUGUAAUGAAUGGGGGAAAUGCUUCAGUUAUCAAUCAGAACUUAUUAAUUUACAUAGAAAGUCUAAUGGAGAAAGAGCUUAUGAAAAUGAUCAGUGUGAGAAAAUCAUUAACUGGGCCACAGACCUUAUUGGACACCAGAAGAUUCACACUGGAGAAAAGCCUUAUAAGUGUAAUGAAUGUGGGAAGGCCUUUAGCCAGAGUACAAAACUUAUUUACCAUCAGAAAAUUCAUACUGGUGAGAAACCCCAUAAAUGUAAUGAAUGUGGUAUUUCCUUCAUGCAUCACUCAUCCCUUACUUACCAUCAGAGAUUUCAUACUGGAGAGAAAGCAUAUGAAUGUAAUCAAUGUGGAAAGGCCUUCAGCUGGAGCACAGAUCUCAUUAGACAUCAGAGAAUUCACACUGGAGAGAAACCUUUUAAAUGUAAUGAAUGUGGGAAAGCCUUUAUCCAGAAUACAAAGCUCAUUUAUCAUAAGAAAAUUCAUACUGGAGAGAAACCCCAUAAAUGUAAUGAAUGUGGUACAGCCUUCAUCCAUCACUCAUCCCUUACCUAUCACCAGAGAGUUCAUACUGGAGAGAAACCUUAUGAAUGUAACCAAUGUGGGAAGGCCUUCAGGCGCAGCACAGACCUGAUUAGACAUCAGAAAAUUCAUACUGGGGAAAAGCCUUAUAAAUGUAACAUAUGUGGGAAAGACUUCACUCAGAGCUCAUCCCUUACUGUACAUCAGAGAAUCCAUACUGGAGAAAAACCCCAUAAAUGUAAUGAAUGUGGCAAGGCUUUCAGUGAACAUUCAUCCCUUAUUUGCCAUCAGAGAAUUCAUACUGGAGAGAAAUCUUAUGAAUGCAAUCAAUGUGGGAAGGCCUUCAGACAAAGUGCAAACCUUACUGUACAUCAGAGAAUUCAUACUGGAGAGAAGCCUCAUGAAUGUAAUGAAUGUGGUAAAACCUUCAUUCAACAUUCAUCUCUCAUUUAUCAUCAGAGAAUCCACACUGGAGAGAAAUCAUAUAAAUGCAAUGAAUGUGGAAAGGCCUUCCGACGGAGCACCGACCUUAUUAGACAUCAAAAAAUCCAUACUGGAGAGAAGCCUUAUAAAUGUAAUGAAUGUGGGAAAGCCUUCAUUCGGAGUUCCUCUCUUUCUGUACAUCAGAGAAUUCAUACUGGAGAGAAACCUUAUGAAUGUAGUCACUGUGGACAGGCCUUUAGCUGGAGUAGAGACCUUAUCAGACAUCAGAAUAUUCACACUGGAGAAAAGCCAUUUAAAUGUAAUGAAUGUGGGAAGGCCUUUACCCGGAGCUCAUCCCUUACUGUACAUCAAAGAAAUCACACAGGAGAGAAACCUUAUGAAUGUAAUCAGUGUGGAAAGGGCUUCAGCAGGAGCACAGAACUGAUUAGACACCAGAAAAUUCAUACUGGAGAGAAGCCUUAUAAAUGUAAUCAGUGUGAGAAGGCCUUCAGCUGGAGCACAGACCUCAUACGACAUCAGAAAAUACAUACUGGAGAGAAGCCUUAUGAAUAUAAUGAAUUCAGUCCAAUUCAGUUUAAUGAACAUUUAUUUGCCUACUUUAUGCAAGGCACUAUGCUAGACACUGGGGAUACAAAAACAGAAAUGAUGCAGUCCUUGACCUCAGGCUAA
Sarcophilus harrisii (Tasmanian devil) is the source of this 7648-nucleotide messenger RNA. Its product is annotated as zinc finger protein 883-like. The coding region runs from base 5669 to 7648 and encodes 659 amino acids. The transcript has 2 exons. NCBI's taxonomy places the organism in Eukaryota, Metazoa, Chordata, Mammalia, Dasyuromorphia, Dasyuridae. The record is from RefSeq and is a predicted model, not a curated record.